AUGUUUGUAAUUGCUCUGCAGCUGAACACUCUCCUGAAUGAUCCAAGCAGUAAGACGUUAGAACCCAGCUCAUCCAACUUCACGAGCACAUUAGACCAAAUUCAUGGCAAUAUGGAUUAUACCUUCCAAGAUGGAGCUGAGAUACAACCUGUCAGUUUCCUAAAUGAGCUUCGUAAACUGAUGGGACUGAGUACUACAACAACUCCAUUGACAACAAGUAGCUUCUCUGUGACAUCAUUCCAGCCAAUACCUGGUUCAGCAGAGGUGACAAGCAAACUGGUGUUCAACUCCUCAUCUCCAGUCCCCAGUGAAGCUUUGGUGCUCAGUGCUAUCAACAUUCUCCUGGAAUCCAGAGUUUCACAACUGAAAGAAACAGUCAAGCUGGUCAAUGUCAGCAAUAAAAAAAUCUCAGACACCUCAUAUGCAGUCUUCUUCACAUUUGCCUUGAGUAACAUCAGCAUGCCAGAAGACCCAGAGUUUAGAAACAACACUUACCAGCAAGUACAGGACAUGAUCAAUGAGGCGCUGAACACCCUUCUCAAUGAUCCAAGCAGUGUGAAGUUUGAACCCAACUCCUCCAACUUCACGAGCACAUCAGACCAAAUACAUGGCAAAAUGGAUUACAUCUUCCAAGAAGGAAAUAAGAUACAACCUGUCAGCUUCCUAAAUGAGCUCCGUAAACUGAUGGGAGUGAGUUCUACAAUGUCUCCUUUUACAACAAGUAGCUUCCCUAUGACGUCCUUCCAACAAAUAUCUGGUUCAGCAGAGGUUACAAGCAAAGUGGUGUUCAACUCCUCAUCUCCAGUCCCCAGUGAAGCUUUGGUGCUCAGUGCUAUCAACAUUCUCCUGGAAUCCAGAGUUUCACAUCUGAAAGAAACAGUCAAGCUGAUGAAUGUCAGCUAUGAAAAAAUCUCAGACACCUCCUAUGCAGUCUUCUUUACAUUUACAUUGAGUAACAUCAGCAUGCCAGAAGACCCAGAGCUUAAAAAUAACACUUACAAACAAGUGCAGGACAUGAUUAACGAUUUGGUAAGUAUUCAGAAGUGA
Molecule: messenger RNA, 1047 nt
Organism: Paramisgurnus dabryanus
Lineage: Eukaryota; Metazoa; Chordata; Actinopteri; Cypriniformes; Cobitidae
Source: RefSeq, a predicted model, not a curated record